UUAAAGAAAAAGCCUACUUGCAACCGGCUGGGGAAACCCCCGCGUAACCGGUUGCAUAAAAAUUAUUAUUUUUUCUCACUUUCUCAUUUCGUUCUCUCUCUCUCUCUCUAUCAGUUUUUUUCGUUCACUCAUAGCCAAGGAGACCGCAAGGACUGGAAGGGCCUCUGCGUCACGGUCAAGCUCACGAUCCAGAACCUUCAGGCCAAGGUCUUCAUUGUCCCCUCCGCUGUUGCCCUUGUUAUCAAGGCCCUUAAGGAGCUCAAGCGCGACCGUAAGAAGACGAAGAAUAUCAAGCAUAACGGGAACAUCUCUCUCGACGACGUCAUCAAGAUCGCGAAGGUCAUGCGGCACAAGUCCAUGGCCAAGGACCUCUCUGGGACUGUCAAGGAGAUCCUCGGUAUGUGCGUGUCCGUCGGUUGUACAGUCGACGGGAAAGACCCCAAGGACUUGCAGCAGGAGAUCAUUGAUGGUGAUGUCGAAAUCCCUCUAGACUGAGUUCUCAAUUGAGGAUUUUUUUUUUCAAAUAUAGUUUUAAUUUGUUUUUUUUUUUGGAUAAUUUGGAGAUUGUAUGGUUUACUAUGUUUUAGAAAUUAGAAUAUUUGCAGGGAUUUGUAUGCUAAUUUAAUUAUGUUGAUGGAGUUAUGGUGUUA
Messenger RNA from Juglans microcarpa x Juglans regia, 650 nucleotides. Its product is annotated as 60S ribosomal protein L12-like. NCBI's taxonomy places the organism in Eukaryota, Viridiplantae, Streptophyta, Magnoliopsida, Fagales, Juglandaceae. Gene Ontology annotation, cellular component: cytosolic large ribosomal subunit; ribosome. Gene Ontology annotation, biological process: translation. Gene Ontology annotation, molecular function: structural constituent of ribosome; large ribosomal subunit rRNA binding. The transcript has a single exon. The record is from RefSeq and is a predicted model, not a curated record. The annotation marks the transcript as partial.